Messenger RNA from Cloeon dipterum, 1262 nucleotides. Its product is annotated as actin maturation protease. The coding region runs from base 281 to 1177 and encodes 298 amino acids. The transcript is spliced from 3 exons. NCBI's taxonomy places the organism in Eukaryota, Metazoa, Arthropoda, Insecta, Ephemeroptera, Baetidae. The record is from RefSeq and is a predicted model, not a curated record.
ACACUCGAUUAAGAUUUUUAUGAAGCAUUAAAUAUCUCUUGAUAUAUAAAUUGUCUGACUCUUCUUGACGAGAGCGAGGUAAAUCUUAAAAAUAUUUAAUGGCUCAUCAUCACACAACGUUGUGUUGUUGAGGCACUGAUGGGCACUGAUCCACUGAUGUGAUAAAAACAUGAUGUUUUAUUUUUGGACUUUUAAUUAAAAUUGACAACACAAUCGGUAAAGACUUAACUUAUCAGAGCUUUAUUUUAUUUUGUUUACUGAAAUUUCCAGACUCUUUCUCAUGUCAUUAAACACCUUUGUCGAGAGGAACAAUGGUACACACCAGCAGGGGCCUGCAGGGCCAGCUCCACCACCGCCACCACCUCCAGCUGUUCGCGACUCGGAGAAAAGACGAUCAUCUUUAAAAAAUUGUGAUGCUGAUUCCCAUGAGUCCACUGUGGAAAAACUCACACAAAGAUUGGUUGACUGGAAUUCAUUUGGUGGAUCAGCUUCUGGCUUGGUAAUUUCGAGAUAUGUUCAACAUAUACCACAAGUUGGUCCAAAGUGCGGCAUAGUUGCCCUGAAUAUGGCGCUGUCAAUUUUUUUGGAGAAAGAAAUUUGUGUUGAGGAGAUCUUACAAGUUGCUAGGGAGAGGAGAUACACAAACCACGGAGAAAUGUUCUCAGCUGAAAAUCUCAGGCUACUAGCUUUAAAUUUUACACCGCACAUUGAGGUGCAAAUGAUCAACUCUGAACAACUGCGAGAUGGUUCUUUCAUAGCAACAAGUAUCGCCGCAGGGGAUGUGCUGCUUGUGCCGUAUGACUCGGCCAGGAAUUUUUCACCCGAGUGUUUGCGCGGCCACAAAGCGCAUUGGGCAAUCAUAACAGGAAUCAUAAUCCCAUUGAGCGAAAAACUCUGCGCUCAGCCCUUACACAAUUUUAAGAGUAUGGAGCCAGGUCCAGCAGCGCUAGCAGAAGUGGCUAAUUACUUGCCAUCAAAUUUCAUCCACGUGCUAGCUCUGCAAGGGAAAAGCAGACUUCUGAGUGCAUGGCCACUGCUGGCCUUGGCUGCCAGUAACGAAAACUUAUUUCAAUUUGAUCCUGAAAGGGAGGCUAGUGAUCUGGAAUACAUUGUACCUGAGGGGGGACUGAGACAAGGUCUUUGUGGGAAAGCUCUCCUUUUUAAAUCCACCAACUAAUUACACACUUCUCUAUACAAAAUGUGAUCAGACUUGUUUUAUUGGGGACAAGUGAAUAAAGAAAUCCUUUUCGUUUCAAUAUUAA